Molecule: messenger RNA, 657 nt
Organism: Penicillium atrosanguineum
Lineage: Eukaryota; Fungi; Ascomycota; Eurotiomycetes; Eurotiales; Aspergillaceae
Product: bZIP transcription factor
Exons: 2
Coding region: 1-657 (218 amino acids)
Biological process (GO): regulation of DNA-templated transcription
Molecular function (GO): DNA-binding transcription factor activity
Source: RefSeq, a predicted model, not a curated record
AUGUCCGAGACAUCUACUAUGAAACAUCCAAGAAGGAUCAUCACACCCGCUCGGAAAGAACAGAACAGGCUCGCGCAACGGGCUUAUCGCCAGAGACGAAAAGAGCGCUUGGGAGGGGAGCAUGUCAUUAGAAAAUGCGCAGCGAAAGAGAUACACCCUGCCCCGACCGGCAGGAAUGUUAAAACGGUUCCGAAAGUGGAUGAUGCCCAUAGCCACCCUACUCAUCCCCGGAACACUGCACCAUUUACUUUGACUCUCGAUCAUUUAUUCCCGUCUUUGCAAGACCAUUGUCCGAAGCACGAUGGAGUAAAAGAAACCGAAUCUGCCACUUUUGAGCCAAACAUGGGGAAUGAAGACUAUAACAUCGACCUCCCGGCAGAUCCCCUGGCCAUCACCCUCGAAUCAACCCACACCCACCUUCUCCGAGCUUGUUUCUACAACGCCAACAGCCUUGGCAUCAGCAUUCAAGAAUUCUCGACGCUCAGAUGCAUGUCCCUCUGCUCUCCUUUCUACCGACCCCACACCACCAUGUCCGAUGAGCCCGGUGUUCUUCUGGCCGCCGUCUCAACCCCCCUCUAUCCCAGCUCAUCUUCAGCCAACCCUGCCCCAGAUUCUAUUCCCCCACCAUCCGCUACUAGAUUUGCUGCCGUUUCCUGA